CAGAAUCAUCAUGGCGGAGCCGCGAGACAAGGCGCUGCAGGACUACCGCAAGAAGCUGCUGGAGCACAAGGAGAUCGACGGGCGCCUCAAGGAGCUGAGGGAGCAGCUGAAGGAGCUGACCAAGCAGUAUGAAAAAUCUGAGAAUGACCUCAAGGCUCUGCAAAGCGUUGGCCAGAUCGUCGGUGAGGUUCUGAAACAGUUAACGGAAGAGAAGUUCAUUGUCAAAGCCACAAACGGACCAAGAUACGUUGUUGGCUGUCGGCGUCAGCUCGAUAAAAGUAAGCUGAAGCCAGGGACGAGAGUCGCCCUGGACAUGACCACGCUGACCAUUAUGAGAUAUUUGCCAAGGGAAGUCGAUCCGUUGGUUUACAACAUGUCUCACGAAGAUCCCGGGAAUGUCUCUUAUUCUGAGAUUGGAGGACUAUCGGAACAAAUCCGGGAACUAAGAGAGGUCAUAGAAUUACCUCUGACAAACCCAGAGUUGUUCCAACGAGUGGGGAUCAUCCCGCCCAAAGGCUGCUUGCUGUAUGGCCCACCAGGUACAGGGAAAACUCUCCUGGCUAGAGCUGUCGCCAGCCAGCUGGACUGCAAUUUCUUAAAGGUGGUGUCCAGUUCCAUUGUGGACAAAUACAUCGGCGAAAGUGCUCGGCUGAUCCGGGAGAUGUUCAACUACGCCAGGGACCAUCAGCCUUGCAUCAUUUUCAUGGAUGAAAUUGACGCCAUCGGUGGCCGUCGUUUCUCUGAGGGGACUUCAGCUGAUAGAGAAAUUCAGAGAACUCUAAUGGAGUUGUUGAACCAGAUGGAUGGAUUUGACACUCUGCACAGAGUUAAGAUGAUAAUGGCGACAAACAGGCCCGACACUCUGGAUCCGGCGUUGUUGCGUCCCGGGAGAUUGGAUAGGAAAAUUCAUAUUGACUUGCCAAACGAACAAGCCAGAUUAGACAUACUGAAGAUUCACGCUGGGCCUAUAACUAAGCAUGGUGAAAUAGAUUACGAAGCAAUUGUGAAGCUCUCUGAUGGCUUUAACGGUGCUGAUCUGAGAAACGUCUGCACUGAAGCAGGCAUGUUUGCGAUUCGAGCAGACCAUGACUUCGUGGUUCAAGAAGACUUCAUGAAGGCGGUGAGGAAAGUUGCAGAUUCCAAGAAACUGGAGUCGAAGCUGGAUUACAAGCCAGUGUAAACGUCGCCGGGCGUC
Messenger RNA from Euleptes europaea (tarantolino), 1195 nucleotides. RefSeq names its product proteasome 26S subunit, ATPase 6 (gene PSMC6). Gene Ontology annotation, molecular function: ATP hydrolysis activity; proteasome-activating activity; ATP binding. The record is from RefSeq and is a predicted model, not a curated record. Gene Ontology annotation, cellular component: proteasome regulatory particle, base subcomplex; cytosolic proteasome complex. Bases 11 to 1180 code for a protein of 389 amino acids. NCBI's taxonomy places the organism in Eukaryota, Metazoa, Chordata, Lepidosauria, Squamata, Sphaerodactylidae. Gene Ontology annotation, biological process: positive regulation of RNA polymerase II transcription preinitiation complex assembly. The transcript is spliced from 15 exons.